AUGUCUGUGGAUUGGGACCGCGUGCGAGACGUGGUCAGUGCCCAUGUCGACCAGCAGUCGCCCGAGCUGCGCCGCAUCAGCCAGGCCCUCCACGCCAACCCGGAGCUGGCCUACCAAGAGUCCUUCGCGCACGACGCCAUCUCCGACUUUCUGCAGAAGCAGGGCUUUGCCGUCGGCCGCAGAGCUCACGGCCUCGACACCAGCUUCGAGGCGACCGCCGGGUCGGGGCGAGGCCGUCUGGUGAUUGUCUGCGCCGAGUACGACGCUCUCCCCAGCAUCGGCCACGCCUGCGGCCACAACCUCAUCGCCGCCUCGUCCCUGGGCGCCUUCCUGGGCGCCGCCCACGCCAUGCGGACGCUGGGCAUCGGGGGCCGUGUCCGCAUCCUCGGCACGCCCGCCGAGGAGGGCGGCGGCGGCAAGGUCAAGCUCCUCCAGGCCGGCGCGUUCAGCCCGCCCGAGGGCGUGGCCGCGUGCAUCAUGGCCCAUCCCAUCCCGGCCCACGCCCUCGGCGGCUUGGAUGGCCUUGCCGCCCUGGACAUCCUGGCCAGCCACAAGUUCCGCGUCGAGUUCCGCGGGAGAGCCGCCCACGCGGCGGCGGAGCCGUGGAUCGGCGCCAACGCCCUGGACGCCGCCGUCGGCGCGUACACCAACGUCAGCAUGCUGAGGCAGCACAUCAGGCCCGAGGAGCGCGUCCACGGCGUGGUCGAGGUCGGCGGCACCGUGCCCAACGUGAUCCCGGACUACACCAGGAUGAACUGGUACGUGAGGGCGCCGACGACGGCCGAGGGCGGGAAGCUGGAGGCGCGGGUGCGGGCGUGCAUCGAUGCUGCCGCCGCGGCUGCCGGCUGCACCAACAACUACAUCCCCUCCGAGACCUACAAACACGUCAUCAACAAUCCGGGCCUCUGCGAAGCCUACGUUGGGGACAUGGCCAAGCUCGGCGGAAACGUCGUCUGCAAAGGCCCGAGGCUGGUCGUGGGGUCAACCGACAUGGGCAACGUGUCUCACGAGGUUCCGGGCUUCCACGGCGCCUUUGGCAUCCCCGCAGACCCCGGCGCGGCUUUGCACAGCAUCGACUUCGCCUCGGCCGCGGGCAAGCCUGAAGCGCACGAGUGCGCCAUGAAGAGUGCAAAGGGCAUGGCCAUGCUGGCGCUCAGGGUCAUUGCUGACCAUGAGCUGGCGGCCCGCGUCCGACUAGACUUUGAGGAGGGCAACGCGUUGUAA
Messenger RNA from Ustilaginoidea virens, 1224 nucleotides. RefSeq lists its product as uncharacterized. The record is from RefSeq and is a predicted model, not a curated record. Gene Ontology annotation, molecular function: dipeptidase activity. The transcript has 2 exons. Bases 1 to 1224 code for a protein of 407 amino acids. Lineage: Eukaryota; Fungi; Ascomycota; Sordariomycetes; Hypocreales; Clavicipitaceae.